AUGUUGAUACCUCGAAAAGCUUUAGAGGAGUGUAUUUGGUGGAGAAAGAACGUCAAAGAAUCAGAUGCAAUAUUUAUAAAACACCCUACAACUUUGAUAACGACAGAUGCUUCAGAUACGGGAUGGGGAGCACAAAUCAGAGACACAUGCAUUUCCGGGCCUUGGAGAAAAUCCCAAAGGUAUUGGCAUGUCAAUAUGAAGGAGUUGUACACGAUUUGGAUAGUUCUCAACAGAUUCAAAGACGAAUUAAAAGGUAAAACGGUUAUGAUCCAAUCGGACAACAAGACUGUUGUGGCCCAUAUCAGAAAACAAGGAGGUACAAAAUCUCUUAUAUUAUUAGAAGCAACAAAAAAGUUGCUGAUAAUGGCGAGAGAAUUCAGAAUUCUGAUCCAUCCGUUCUACAUACUUGGAAGAUACGAUUGUAUUGCUGACCGCCUUUUCAUAAAUCUACCAAUGCCCGAUUGGCAUGUAUUGUCCAGUAUAACAGAAAUCAUUUUCGAGAAAUGGGGAAUUCCAGAAAUAGACUUGUUUACGACAAAUCAAUCAGCAGUAGUACCGAAUUAUGCGUCACUAAAUCCAAAAGACAGCAGAGCUGUGUUCCACAGUGCGUUCAGUCAGACCUGGACAUACCACCUGGCAUGGGUCUUUCCUCCUCCAACUUUAAUUCCAAGACUUCUACAGCACCUGAACCAUGCCACGGGAACGUACCUAUUAGUAGCUCCGAGAUGGGAAAAAGUGUAUUGGCGUGGUGAUCUCAGGAUCAGAACAAAGGAUCAACCAUUCAUGAUAAAGAAUCUUGGAGAUCACCGGAUAGACGGCCAACAAGCCUCCUCCAUACAUUAG
Parnassius mnemosyne (clouded apollo) is the source of this 843-nucleotide messenger RNA. NCBI's taxonomy places the organism in Eukaryota, Metazoa, Arthropoda, Insecta, Lepidoptera, Papilionidae. The record is from the annotation of a GenBank genome assembly.